Silurus meridionalis is the source of this 2139-nucleotide messenger RNA. RefSeq names its product glycoprotein A33 (transmembrane), paralog b (gene gpa33b). Gene Ontology annotation, cellular component: plasma membrane. Bases 72 to 1430 code for a protein of 452 amino acids. The transcript has 7 exons. Lineage: Eukaryota; Metazoa; Chordata; Actinopteri; Siluriformes; Siluridae. The record is from RefSeq and is a predicted model, not a curated record.
CAGACAACAAAAAGGCAUCUGUUCUGAUAAUAACUGUGAAAAAAUCUACUUGAUUGGAAUAUACAAUUAAAAUGGACACAUGGAAAUCAAUAUUUUGUGGCAAUGGAGUACUACUGCUGUCAGUGAUUUGUGCUACUCUUGGAUUGCAAGUGACUAUUCCACAGUCCAUGUAUGAAGCCGCUCGAGGCGAUGAAGUGAUCAUAACGUGCAGUUUUCAGCCUAAAAAUCCUGUGAACCGACUCAUUAUAAUCUCAUGGACUGGUGAAGCUGAUGGGUCAUUUGAUGAUGAAGGGAUUUCUUUUGGGACUUUCUAUUCUGAUGAUGGUCAUGUAGAUAUCAAUGCAAUGUAUGAAGGCAAAGUCCAGAUUGAAAGUGAUGUCAGCAAAAAAGUGUCAAAUUUAAUAUUGAAGCAAGUCACUUUGCGAGAAAGCAGACGCAUCAAAUGUAUUGUCCAGAUUCCUGGUGACACAGAGGGACGAACGUCAGAUUCCACCUCACUUGUGGUUCUGGUUGCACCAUCAAAUCCUGUCUGUAAGAUUAAAGGCACUGCAGAAUAUGGACAGAAUAUCAGCUUGAGCUGUGUCUCUGAAGAGGGAUCCCCAACUCCCACCUACCAGUGGCAGAGCUAUGAUGUCAAAAACAUCCCUAGAUUAUUUCCACCCAAAACCACUGAAAAGGAUGGAGUGCUUUCCCUGUUCAAUGUAUCCAUGGACACAUCAGGUUACUACAUUUGCACGUCAACCAAUAAGAUUAAUUCCGCAAAGUGCAACCUCACCUUGUCAGUCAUGCCAUCUACAAUGAAAAUUGGAGCUACAGCAGGAAUUAUUGGAGGCUGUAUUGCUGGAGUCGCAGUGCUUGUACUCAUAAUUUACUGUGCCUGUAAAGACAAGCAGAAGCCAGAGGAGUUUGCUAUGGAACCACCAAUGGUAGAAUACCAUGGCAUUCCAGCAGAAGAGAAGAAAGGACAUGAAAGGAAAACUAGUAUUGAAGGUCACAUUGACCAAAGAGAGAGGUAUGAGAUGAAGGCAGAAAAGGACAGCGAUCGUGAUUCUAAUCAUCGGUUUGAUGAUGAUGAUCAACCUCCUGAGAUGCAUGAUGAUCACAGGGAAAACUACAGUAGAGAUUAUAAUGGAGACCGCAGAGAUUAUUAUGAUGACCGCAAACAUCAAUACAAUGACCAGCAUAAUAACUAUGAUGAUCGCAGAGGUCAAUAUGAUGAUUGUCAAUAUCGCUCCGAUGGCCGAGGUCACUACCGCCAGAACCGAUAUGAUGACCGAAAUAGUUUUGAUGACCGAAGAGAAGUUUAUGAUGAUCGCCAGGGUCGCUAUGACAAUCAUAGAUACCGUUAUGCCGAUCGUGAGGAUCACUAUAAUGACCACAGAGAGCGUUAUGAGCGCCAAGGCCAAUAUACUGAUUGCGAUGAACGUUAGAAAGAUCAUCAGACUUGUGAUCGUGACAACGACCAGAGAAAUGUACGUCGAGACCUACAAUAGAUAGCACAUAGGAAAAUCGUUUACUAUUUUCAUAAAUGGCAGUUUUUAUUAGUUAUUAAUCACUGUAAAAUAUGAAAUUACAUUCAUAUAAAAUUACAGGUCAAACUUCAUUUGCAUGUACUUAUUAUUGCGAUAUUAAAAAAGAGGUUUGAAAUGUAGCUUUAUAUGAAUAAACUUUUUGGGCUAAUUGUUAUUUUUGUUUAAUUAUUACAUUAAUCAUUACUAAGCAUUCAUAGCUCUCCUCUCAUUUUAAUGCCUUUGUUGUACCCCAGAAUAAAGCACAAUAUAGUUAUAAUAUGAUUAUGAUCAUAUCUUUAUCUUUGAAUUCAUUUAGAAAUCGUUCCAGUUAAAUAGAGUAGAUAGCAAGUUAAAAAAUAAAUAAAUUAUGCAAUCAUGCAUAGCGUUGUAGAUAACAAUAUAGCAGUACCUUUUCACAUUGUUAGAAUAAUUAUAAAGUAUUUCAUAUACUUUAUCUAAAUGUAUCAGCCUAAUGAUUCUUUGUAGUUGGGUGCGCCUAUUUUAGAAGAUGGGUGUUCAUACCGUGAUGUUUAAAUAUAUCUUUUUUUUUUUUACAACGUUUCCCAUAUAAUGUAUGUCAAUCAAAUAAAGUGUGAAACUCUUUAAAGUGUGUAAACAGUCAUAUUUU